AUGUCUGAAUUUCUCGGAUGCAGAAUAUCCCUGAUAUCGCGAAGCGAUAUCCGCUAUGUCGGCACCCUGCAUAGCAUCAACUCGGACGACUCGACCGUCUCGCUCGAGAAUGUGAGGUCGUACGGCACCGAGGGCCGGAAGGGCAACCCCGACGAGGAAGUCCCGCCCUCUGACCAGAUCUACGAGUACAUUGUCUUCCGCGGUACCGACGUCAAGGAUCUGCGCAUCGAAGAGGGCCCGGCUCCGAAAGAGACCAAGCCACCUGCCAUGCCCAAUGACCCCGCCAUCGUUGGUGCACGGCCUCGGCCCACGGAUUUGCCCCCCGGGCCGCCCGGCCCCCCUGGUCCCCCGGGUCCCCAAGGUUUCCAGGGCCCUCAAGGCCCGUUAGGCCAGCUUGGUCCGCAGGGUGCCGGUAACCAGCAAGGUCCUCCUCCUGGCGCCCCUGGUUUUGGCUACUAUCCUCCCCCCACGGGCGGCUGGGGGCGCGGACCUGGUCCGGCUCCCGGUCCAUUUGGCGGCAUGCCAUAUCCUCACCCCGGCUGGAUCCCUCCCGGCCAGGACUUCGGGCCUGUGAACCCUGGUCCCUGGGGCCCUUAUCCCUACCAGCCCGGCUUUGGUGGCCACCCCGGUGCUCCCAGUGCUCCUGGCGCCCCCGGCACUCCGGGUGCUCCUGGCCAGGGUCGCCAGUCGGCCAACCAAACCCCGAGCACUCAGGGCCCGACUCAAAAGCCCGCUCCUAUUGGGCCUUCCAGCGACAAGAAGUCCGUGACAUCACCCCCUGCUCAUGCUGAGCUUCCUUCUGAGCCCGCCCAAAGGCAGCCAGCGGCAGCCCCUGGUUCUGCUCCUAUCGAGCCGCCUAAGCCGGCCGCUGUGGAAAAGAAGCCGGCUGCUCCGUCUACCUCGAGUCCUGCUCCUGGUGCUACCACCUCUCCAACUCAACAAGCUGAUAACAAGGGCAUUCCUACCGGCCCCAAGAGCAGCCGCCCUAGCCAGAUCCUGCCUGCUGUUCCUCUGCCAGCUGCUCUAACCCAGAAGAUCGCUCAGAAGUCUCAAACCCCCGCUGCCCCAACAGUUCCUGAACCAACCAGCGCUGCUGCCGCGGCUGCGGCUCUGCGUGAUGCUACUCAGGCGGCCAAGGAAGCCGUGGCAGUUGCCAUGGCCAAGCUCGAUUCAGCUACCCAGCAGCAGACUGCUGCUGCCAAUGGCGUGGACAACCUGACCAAGAAGGUCGGCGAGAUGCACAUUAACAACAAUGCCCAACGUUCGGGUCAGCAUAACCGUGGCGGUCGUGGCCGUGGUGGGCGUCCUCACCAUGCUCCCAAGCCCGAGGUACCGGACACCGAGUUCGACUUCGAGUCUGCCAACGCCAAGUUCAACAAGCAAGAUGUGGCUAAAGAAGCCAUUGCUGGCUCGUCUAUCAGUGAAGGUACUAACGGUCAGGCUGUUACCUCUGAUACGGCGGCUGACGCCCCGACUUCAGUGGAGCCGGCCUAUAACAAGGCCAAAUCCUUCUUUGAUAACAUCUCCAGCGAGUCUCGUGAUCGCGAGAGGACCCGUGAGUGGCGCGGUGAAGAGCAACGCAAGAACCUCGAGACCUUUGGCGCGACGAGCAUCGACGGCGGUUAUCGUACCAACUAUCGUGGAAACCGCGGCCACGGCCGUGGUCGUGGCGGUCGCGGUGGCCGUGGUGGCUACCACCGUGGCGGCCGUGGCGGCAGCGGCGGUUAUCGUCCCCGCGACAACCAGCAGCAGACGGCUGCUCAGUGA
Messenger RNA from Thermochaetoides thermophila DSM 1495, 1767 nucleotides. RefSeq lists its product as uncharacterized. Gene Ontology annotation, cellular component: P-body. The record is from RefSeq and is a predicted model, not a curated record. Gene Ontology annotation, biological process: P-body assembly; cytoplasmic stress granule assembly. Gene Ontology annotation, molecular function: mRNA binding. Lineage: Eukaryota; Fungi; Ascomycota; Sordariomycetes; Sordariales; Chaetomiaceae. The transcript is spliced from 4 exons. The coding region runs from base 1 to 1767 and encodes 588 amino acids.